Messenger RNA from Solanum dulcamara, 903 nucleotides. Its product is annotated as fasciclin-like arabinogalactan protein 7. The coding region runs from base 1 to 852 and encodes 283 amino acids. The transcript has 2 exons. The record is from RefSeq and is a predicted model, not a curated record. Lineage: Eukaryota; Viridiplantae; Streptophyta; Magnoliopsida; Solanales; Solanaceae.
AUGCAUAGUCGUAUUAGUCGGGGUCCUAAUGGCCAAUUUAUAAUCAGAAUUCAAGAAAAUGUACUACUCUAUUGUUGUCAACUUGUCAUUACUCUGCUGUUAGCCCUUUCAACUUCAGUAAAUGGCCAAACUAUUGGAUCACCAAUUCAAUCUCCUGCACCAGCACCAGCACGAGCACCAGCUCCACAAUACACAAACCUAACUGAACUACUCUCGGUUGCUGGCCCGUUCCACACGUUCCUCGAGUACCUUGUAUCCACAAAAGUCAUCGAUACGUUCCAAGAACAAGCCAACAACACAGAAGAAGGAAUCACAUUGUUUGUACCUAAAGACUCAGCCUUUUUUAAACUCAAGAAACCGUCUCUUUCGAAUCUUACUGUUGAUCAACUUAAAUCCCUUUGCCUUUUUCAUGCAUUGCCACAUUACUAUAGUUUAGCUGAUUUCAAGAACCUUAGUGAAAUUAGCCCUGUUAGUACUUUUGCUGGAGGAGAAUUGUAUUCAUUGAACUUCACUUAUGUAUCAGAGACCGUUCAUCUUAGCUCAGGAUGGACUAAUACUAAAGUUAGUAGCGCAGUUCUUGCUACUUAUCCGGUUGGUGUUUAUCAGGUGGACAAAAUUUUACUUCCUGAAGCAAUUUUUGGGACUAAUAUACCACCAACACAAGCAUCAGCACCAGCACCAGCACCAGUAGUAGACAUUGCCCCGGAUGCUGAUAGUCCUGAUCAUGGCAAAAAUUUAGCAACAUCAUCUCAGGAUUCUUCAUCGCGUUCGUCUUCUCAUAGGAUGAUGAGUUGGGGCAUGUUGAAUCACUUGUUCUUGGCAAUUGUUGGUGGAUUCUUGAUGUUGUUGUAAAAUUUUGUUGUUUAACUUAUGUUUGCAUCUGUUUUUUUAAAUGGUUUUUGA